CCGGGAGGGCUUCGGUUUUCUCAACUCAGAACCGAACCUUGCUUUCUCGCGCGGGUUUGGAUCGAGGUCCGUCGUCUCUUAUUCUCAAAACCCUACGCCGCAAAACCCUCGACCAUCGUCUCUCAGCCCCUUCCCAUCCCCUGGAGCUUCUCCGGGCUAUUCUUGGAGUCCACAAGAGAAAGAGAAAGAGCAUCGAAAUUUUCUAUAGAAUAUGGCUCGCUUCAAGAAUAGGAGGAACAAGAAGGUGAUCGCCAAGCCACCCGUGGUGAAGAAGCAGCCAAACGUGGAUCAGGUCACCGGCGAUAAGAUCCCCAAGAGCUUCGUCUUUUCUAGGGGCAAGCUUCCCGGCCCUCUCAAACAGCUCGAAUUGGACCUCCGAAAGGUCAUGCUCCCCUACACCGCCCUCAAAUUAAAAGAGAAGAAAAGAAAUAACAUCAAGGACUUCUUGAACGUUGCUGGACCGAUGGGCGUCACUCAUUUCUUAAUGCUAUCGAAUCCAAAAAGCGUUCCCCAUUUGCGCGUCGCGAGGACGCCUCAAGGCCCGACGCUGAGCUUUGAAAUCCGUGAGUUUGCGCUCGCAGCUGAUGUUGCUCGGUCCCAGGCUCGUCCGAGAUGCCCGCAAGAACUCUUCAAGAACUCACCUUUGAUUGUACUUUCUGGCUUUGGGGGUGGAGGUCAACAUUUGAAGCUCACCACUAUUAUGUUUCAGAAUAUAUUUCCAGCUAUUGAUAUAAAUACUGUAAACCUCUCAGCAUGUCAGAGGAUUGUGUUGUUGAAUUACAACAGUGAGACGAAGCUUAUUGAUGUUCGGCAUUAUUCCAUUAGGUUACAACCCGUUGGUGUCUCUCGUAGGAUAAGAAAGUUUGUGCAGAACCAUCAAGUACCAGAUUUGAGGGGUCUUCAGGAUGUUAGCGACUUUGUGACCAAGGCUGGUUAUGGUUCCGAAAGUGAAGCAGAUGAAGAAGCAGCAACAGUAAAUCUGGCAAGCGAUCUGGGUAGAGUAAACCGUGCGUCUGCUAAAAGCGCUAUCAAGCUUCAGGAGAUUGGACCUAGGAUGACAAUUCGUUUAGUUAAAAUUGAAGAAGGAUUAUGCUCUGGAGGUGUCAUAUUUACUGAAUUUGGGAAAGAAGCUGCUGAAGCAAAUCAAGAAGCAGACGAAGAAGCACAAGAUGAAGAAUAGUUUCUUUGACGGGCCAUCUUUGCAGAUCAAUGAAUAUUAUGAGGGGUGCCUGAGUAACUCAGUAUCCAGAAUGUAACAAAACCGCACAAUGAGCUAGCUGAGCCAUCCAUCUGUGAUAUGCCAACAUAAAGAUGUUUCCUUCAUUUGAAGGAAGAUUCAGUGUCUGCUUCAUUGCUUUUCUUGGUGGAAAGAACUGGGCAAAAAGAGACAUGCUGUAAAAAAAUCCUUGUGGGUGGUUUUGGUCAUUUUAUUCACUUUUAGGUGCUAAAGGAGAGGUCUUUCCAACUGUUGGAAGAGAGGCUCAGAAAGCAGAUGGCAUUAGGUCCUUUUGGUGCACCAUUUAUGGCUUUAGAACACUGUAGCUAACUUUUUAUUGUUCACAAGUUUUGCUUGCCGAUUGAUAUUUUAAUGCAUGACAUCAUAGGGAGCUUGUCAAGUGCUGGCAUAUUUUCUGAAUGAUAAAAUGCUGCUUACAACC
Molecule: messenger RNA, 1658 nt
Organism: Elaeis guineensis (African oil palm)
Lineage: Eukaryota; Viridiplantae; Streptophyta; Magnoliopsida; Arecales; Arecaceae
Product: peter Pan-like protein
Biological process (GO): ribosomal large subunit assembly; rRNA processing
Cellular component (GO): preribosome, large subunit precursor
Molecular function (GO): rRNA binding
Source: RefSeq, a predicted model, not a curated record